AUGUCUGCUGUGAAGAGAUCCUUUGCAGACUUGAAAGUUGCCAAGUUUGUCAAAAGACAUAAGAAGGACGCUAAGAACCCUGUUGAUGAAAAUGGUGUUUCUAAUUGUAUUGUACGUAUACCAAUUUCAUUAUAUGUCUCUUUAGCUCCUAUGUAUAGUUGCAAUCCAUUGCAAGGUAUAAUGAAACAACAUUUGAAUCCAAUGGUUAUGAGAUAUAACAAUUCUGUUAAUGGUGUUGUUUUAGGUUAUGAAAAUUUAAAGAUACUAGAUUCUGACCCAUUAAAUGAAGAGUCCUCAUCUGAAAAAUUGAUUAAACUGACUCCUGAUACUCCAUUUGGUUUCACUUGGUGUCAUUGUGACUUAUACGUCUGGCAACCUAAUAUCGGUGAUUUCUUAGAGGGUUGGAUCUUUAUUCAAUCUGUCUCACACAUCGGUUUAUUGAUCCAUGAUGCAUUUAAUGCAAGUAUUAAGAAGAAUUUUAUUCCAGAAGGUUGGACAUUUGUACAAAAUGAAGAAAUUGAUAAUGCUUCACAAUCUGGAGAAAACCAAAAUGACGAUAAAAAAUCAAAUUUCUCUUCCUCAAUGGGCUAUUGGGUUGAUGAAAAUGGUGAAAAGAUUGAAGGUAAACUAAAAUUCACUGUCAGAAAUAUCUAUACAAAAGGUAAAGUUGUGUCAAUUGAUGGUACGCUAGUCAAUGAUACAUACGAUAAAAAUAGCUUGAAUUCUCAAGUUGAAAAUUUAACUGUUGUAUCAAACAAGAAAAUUGUUUUCGAUGAAGAAGUUUCCACUGAAAAUAAAGAGAGUAUCAAAGAAUUAGAAUUACCUGAAGUUAAAGAAAACGAUGGCGAAGAAUUAGUAUACGAACAAAACACAAGUGAUAGCGAUGAGGACUCUAGCGAUUCAAAUUGA
Messenger RNA from Vanderwaltozyma polyspora DSM 70294, 909 nucleotides. It is a transcript of the gene RPA43, whose product is annotated as DNA-directed RNA polymerase I subunit RPA43. The record is from RefSeq and is a predicted model, not a curated record. Gene Ontology annotation, biological process: DNA-templated transcription initiation; DNA-templated transcription. The transcript has a single exon. NCBI's taxonomy places the organism in Eukaryota, Fungi, Ascomycota, Saccharomycetes, Saccharomycetales, Saccharomycetaceae. Bases 1 to 909 code for a protein of 302 amino acids. Gene Ontology annotation, cellular component: RNA polymerase I complex.